Trypanosoma brucei brucei TREU927 is the source of this 2064-nucleotide messenger RNA. Its product is annotated as protein kinase, putative. The coding region runs from base 1 to 2064 and encodes 687 amino acids. Gene Ontology annotation, biological process: protein phosphorylation. NCBI's taxonomy places the organism in Eukaryota, Euglenozoa, Kinetoplastea, Trypanosomatida, Trypanosomatidae. The record is from RefSeq and is a predicted model, not a curated record. Gene Ontology annotation, cellular component: cytoplasm. Gene Ontology annotation, molecular function: ATP binding; protein serine/threonine kinase activity. The transcript has a single exon.
AUGGAUGACGGAACUGGACACCUCCUUCGGCCUCACUCCAUUAUUGGUAUGGGUGCAUAUGGCACAGUUUUCAAGGCCUUUCGGCUCGCAAAAGAGCGUGCAGGAGACGAAGAAGCGUGGGAACGAGAAGGAAAACCGGUGGCAGUGAAGCAAACUAUUUUCUCGGAGGUUACCGAAGACAUUACCGUUGUGCUGAAAGAAGUUUCUUAUUUGAGCAACCUUCAGCAUCCCAACAUCGUCACCUACUACACCGCCUUUACAGGUCAGGGCAAACUCGAAAGCAUCUCGCAAGCCAAGCGAACCAGCGCAGAGUUAGGUGCGCCUACCAAGGAACCCGGGUCGAAGAGGAACGCAGAGGGAAAGGUACCAAAAUCAUCACUGAGCUUCUCCACUGAACCUUCUUUGUGUAUUGUUGAGGAGCUCGUGGAAGGCGCCUCCGUUGCUAAGGUAAUAAAAAUGGCUGCGGAGCAAAGUGUAAAGCAAAUGACGGAAGCGGAGAUAGCUGCGGUUGUGUACGAUGUUCUGCAAGCACUUUUGUACAUCCACGAGGAGUGUCAACUGGUCCACCGCGAUAUCAAACCCCUGAAUAUGUUGCUUGAUCGUAACGCCUCUUCUGUGAAACUUUGCGACUUUGGUACGUGCGCAGACCUGAGCCAGCAAGAUGGGCGGUUUACUGUCAUUGGUACCAUCGGUUGGAUUGCCCCCGAAGUUUUGGAUAGUGGAAUGAUGGACCAUCGCUCAGGGCACAUCACUUCCCAUAGUUUUCCGUCGGAUGUUUGGUCGUUAGGUGUCUCUGCAUUGGAGAUGACGCAGGUGGGGAUGACCAGAUCCGCUUUAUCAGAGUACAUCAAGGACCUCUCCGUUAUGCCAUGCUCUGUCCAAGAAACGGUGACGGGUUCGCGCAAGAGUUUUCUUCAGGAGAAGCUGCCAACUGGUCACCUACGUGACUUUAUUGCUUGCUGCUUGCGCAGGGAUCCGCAGAUACGCCCAAAAGUGCGCCAGUUACUUGAGCAUAAGUUAAUCGUAACGAGUGGCGUGGCAAAUGCGAAGGAACGCAGCGCUAAAAUAGCGGGUAUUAUCGCAGCAGUGACCAUCGCAGGGAAGAAAAAAAUCGGUAACAAUGAGAAGAUGAACGAUGAGGCAAUUGUUCUCCCACAAUUCGCAGAUUCAACGCUGACAAAGAACCGGUGCAUGGAGGCUGUUGCUGCCCUGAAGCGUGAGUUCUUUGCGGCACAGGCACCGUUGCUAGAAACUUCGCGGUACUCUUGGUGCACACCCUCCCAUAUUUCUCGGAUGACGACGUCGGAUGACUUCCGUAACCUGCCAAAGCCACCAAAGCUGCUGGAUCCGGAAAUGAGCACCAAUGCAAAAGUCUCUCUGCCAAGUCGCAGCUCUGAAGCCGCUAAGUCUCUCUUUGACGCGGUUGUAGUUCCAGCAACAGUAGAAAGUCAACGAACAGUGUUGAACAUUGUGGGUCAAUAUCGUAAAUUGGGUGGUGUACAUACCAGCGAUGGUUGGGCAGAUAUUGACAAUAGGGCUGCAGCUUGCUAUACAUUUGAGGAGCUGGCGUGCAAGAACAUCAAGCAUGAGACUUUUGUUCAACUUCACGAUGACCUUAUACGGUGCUUCAAGGCGUGUUGCAUGUCAAUUCCAGACUUUGAAGCAACCUUUCUUCCUGCCUUCUUGCAGGCGUUAACGUCGCCUGGGGAUUUGUAUGAUGUACGGCGGUUUAUCGCAUAUGUGCACCAGCUACAAAGAGAUGACCUCAGGCACACCUACCACGGCCGCCUCGAUGCUGGUGAUUCAAAAAGGGACGCGGCACGGAAAGCUAGCUGCUCCCAGCAACAACCACCAUUACCGAAUCUAACGGCGGCUGAUUGGAUGCGCUUUCCUAGAAUGCCUCAGUCGAUGGGGUGUAUAGGGACUAGUGGCAAUAUCGGUGGAGACAAGAGUGAUACGUCCACCGAUGGUCUACGGCAUCAGGCGCCACUAGUAAGUCCACCGGCUUAUUUAUACAAUAAAUGGUUGAAGGAGAAACAAGCAAGGGCUAUGGGUCCCAUAUGA